UCCAAAUAAACCUGACCAGAUAUUAGUAUAUUUGGUAGUUACAAGUGGUUUCCAUGGCUCCAGUGCCUCUCUCUCCUAUCAAGGUUGGGCAUAUUGAUGAUGUCCAGGAACUGAGAAAGGAAAAACCAACAACAAUUCCAGAAAGAUUUGUCCGCAACAGGGCUGAGAGACCAGAACCCAUGGUUCUGUCAUCAUCGAGGGACAUUCCUGUUAUCAACUUCUCUAAGCUCAUAAAAGGCAACAAAGAUGAACAAUAUGAUGAAGUUUCUAAACUCAGGACAGCCUGUGAGGACUGGGGAUUUUUUCAGGUGGUGAACCAUGAGAUUGACCUGAGUUUGCUUGAGGGAAUAGAAAAGGUGGCCAAGGAUUUCUUCAUGUUACCUUUAGAGGAGAAAAAGAAAUAUCCAAUGCUGCCAGGGACGGUGCAGGGGUAUGGACAGGCUUUUGUGUUCUCGGAGGACCAGAAGCUGGACUGGUGCAACAUGUUUGCCCUUGGGCUUGAGCCUCACUCCAUUAGAAUUCCAAAACUAUGGCCUAAAAAACCAGCUGGACUCAGUGAAACCGUGGAGGUUUAUUCAAGAGAAAUAAGGAAACUGUGCGAGAGUCUGCUAAAAUAUAUAGCCAUGACCCUUGACUUGAAAGGGGAUGUUUUUGAAGAAAUGUUUGGCACAGCUGUGCAGGCUGUAAGGAUGAACUACUACCCACCAUGUCCUAGACCUGACCUUGUUUUAGGCCUCAGUCCCCAUUCAGAUGGAAGUGCCCUCACAGUUUUGCAGCAGGUAAAGGGUGGCUCAGUGGGACUCCAAAUCCUAAAGGAUAACACAUGGGUGCCUGUUCAGCCUAUUCCAAACGCACUAGUUAUCAACAUCGGUGACACCAUAGAAGUUCUGACAAAUGGAAGAUACAAAAGUGUGGAGCAUAGAGCAGUUACUCACAGAGAAAUAGACCGUCUCUCCAUUGUCACUUUUUAUGCUCCUAGCUAUGAAGUAGAACUUGGUCCAAUGCCAGAAAUGGUGGAUGAGAACAAUCCAUGCAAAUACAGAAGAUACAAUCAUGGAGAGUAUAGUAAACAUUACGUAACCAACAAGCUGCAAGGCAAGAAAACCCUGGAGUUUGCAAAGAUUCAAACCUAGAACUCUUCUUUCAGAAGGGCUCCACCCUGUUCCCCACCAAGAGGUUGAUAAUUAAGUACUGCAAAUAACAUGAAUAAGAAUGUAUAAUCCGAGUGUCAGAAUUCAGAUCUAAGUCUUGUGUUUAGAAUAUUCAAACACAAGUUGAGUAUGUUGUGUGUCAAAGUGGGUGUGUAUCAACUAAAUGGACUUAUUGUGCAAAUCUAAUGGUAUCCUUUUUUCUUUUUCUUUAUAUAUAUAUGAAAAUCUAAUAGUAUCUUGUGUUGUGGGGUCUUGUGUUUGCAAAGUUUUCUUGUCAAUUUGUGUUUGUCCAUGAUGACUUUGUUAAUCAAAGCAACGGCAAGCA
Molecule: messenger RNA, 1476 nt
Organism: Rubroshorea leprosula
Lineage: Eukaryota; Viridiplantae; Streptophyta; Magnoliopsida; Malvales; Dipterocarpaceae
Source: the annotation of a GenBank genome assembly